Molecule: messenger RNA, 2485 nt
Organism: Danaus plexippus (monarch butterfly)
Lineage: Eukaryota; Metazoa; Arthropoda; Insecta; Lepidoptera; Nymphalidae
Product: 23 kDa integral membrane protein-like
Exons: 1
Coding region: 47-832 (261 amino acids)
Cellular component (GO): membrane
Source: RefSeq, a predicted model, not a curated record
GGCACGCCAUUUAAUUGUCGACAGUCGGAGCAAGCGCGCGUACACGAUGUCGGUUCAAGUGCCUAAAGUUGUUUUGUACGUUCUGAACACUGUUUACACUGUAUUCGGGCUGGCGAUCGCCGCUGCUUCGAUAUGGUUCUUCUGUCAGGUGUUCGAGUUCACCAGGUUGCGCAACAGCAAUCAUUAUCUCCUGGAUUACUCGGUCUACUGGCCUCAAGCGGUGCCGUGGAUGUUUUUCUUCGUUGGUUUCUUUGUUCUGAUGGUGUCGGGAUGCGGAUUCGCCGGUGUCUGUCGGAAAAACCGCGGUAUGUUGACACUGUACGCGGUGGCCAUGUCGCUGGUGGUGUUGUUUGCCGUCGCGGCCGCUGUCGUGGCGCUAGUGUUCGCGGAUAGCAAAUCUACUGAUGAUUUCGUCAAGGACACCGUAUGGGAUGUGUAUUUCCAAACGAAGAAUGAUAACGAGGUCGCUGAUGCCUUCGGAAUUAUCGAGAGGAAGUUACAUUGUUGUGGAGCCGACAGCCCCAGGGAUUAUAAGAAUUGGAAGAAUGAAUUCCCCGUAUCCUGCUGCGACGUGUACUAUCACGGCUGGUUGGAGCCCUACGCCAUCGACUGUGAGUUCACUAACAAGUUGGCCAAUGAAAGACACGGAUGUUCAACGGUCGCAGCUCAGUACGCCAGAAUUGCGAUCAAGGUCCUAUCGGGAGCGUCUAUUUUUACCGCAUUUAUUGCCAUAAUGGGUAUUGUGUGCGCUAUUUCUUUGUCAAAGGCACUGGAGAAAAAAACACGACCCCCACCAGUUCACGAGUCAGAAAGUAAGAAGGUUCUGCUAUAAGUUAUUUAAUAACUUUGAGUUAAACCAAGAUCUGAAUAAUAGAUAAAACAAGUGUCUAUUCUAUUUGUUUUGUAUAAAUAUAUGAUGGAAAAUGUUAAUCGGUUUCGGUAUACGUAGUUGCGGAGGGCCCAUUUGUACAUCUUUGUGUAAAGAGUAACAGAAGUGGGUUAAGAGGAAGUAUUCAUACGUAACAUUUUAGUUUCUAGUGGCAUUUAAGAGGCGAACUGAUGUAGUGAAACAAGUUUUCUACUUUUGAACUAAAACCAAAUACUUAUGUAACCUAUAGGCGUUAGAUUAUGUAAAAAUGGUUAGGGUUAUAAAGGUACAUAUUGGUCAAACGAACCGCUGCGUUAUAAUCGCGGCGUUUUUUAAACAAAACAAGUUAUAUUUUGUGCUUGGCGAUUCGCUUCACCGAUAUGACAAUGUAUUAAUAUUCAUGCGUCUUAAGCAUCUUGUGUCAAUAUUAAUGGUUGAAGUGAUGUAAUUCGGUUUAAUUAUAAGACAUGUUUGGAUCUCCCUAAGAACAUUUGUUAAGCAACAGACUUAUUUUUACCCGAUGUAUAUAGUUGUAACAAAUUUGCGCUUUAAAUUCUUAAAUCAUUCCAAGUUAGGUUUCAGAUAAUGAGUGGGAUUUUAUAGUGUGUGUUAGGUUUAUAUGUUUUUAGUUUAGUUAACUUUAUCUUUUGAGGUCGUAAGCAUAGAAAAUUAACCGAUAUGUUGAACUAGGUCGCACUGGAUACUCACAGUUUUGUUAUUUUCCUUUUUAGCAUUUUAAUAAUAAAAGUGUAAGGAUACAAUAUUACUAGAUACAUGUAAAAAUGCUUUUAGAGUUCAUACAAUGAACAAUUUAUUGUAAUUAUUUAAAUUACAUUAUGUACCGUUAUUAUUUGUAAGAUACGUCUUAGUUGUAAUGGCAAUUAAGGCCUAAUAAUUUCUUUUUUUGUAUAUUUUUGACUGACUUUUCACCAGAAUGCUUCUAAUUAUUUUGAAGCCUUUUAUUAUAUCUCUAGCAAUAAUUUAUCUUUAAAAUAUUCGUCACAUGUUACGGUUGUCAGCUUUAAGAACUCUUGUAAAAUGAAGUCUGUCUCUUUGAAUUUGAUAUUGUUAAGUCUACUCCAUUAUGGCACCGGUAAUGACAAUAUUAUUGAGUAACUUUAUUAAUCUGUUUCGGAAACCUGUUAGUUUAUUGUUAGUAAUGAUAUUGCAAUUAAAUGUCACUUACGAUUUUAAUAUCUUACUUGAUUGUUUUGAAUAAAAUUCUCGAGGCUAAAAACAAAAAUGGUUAAGUAAGAAGAACAUCGUAAUGCAAAACAAAGUAUGUCAUUCGACCUUCCGAUGUUAGUUAAAUCACGUAUACGAUCUUUUAUAUGUGACGAUACGGACACGACACGACAAUCACCUGUAAUAUAUCCGAUGUAAUAAAUAGUAUUAACUCGUGUAAUGUAAUGAUUUUGAUAGUUUUAAGAGGUUUUAUUUAUUUCUAUUAUUAUAUUAAGAUUCUCUCGAAAUAACUGUGUAACUUAUACGAGACCAAAUUUAUGCCCAUCUAUAUUAUCAUAUCUUUGUACCUGUUGUAUUAAGAAAGUAUAUUUUUUAUAUUACAGUCUGAUUUAUUUAAUAAAAAAGUUACAAAUAAACAUAUGUAUAUAUAAA